AUGCGGUCGCCAGGGAAUCAGGGUGUCCCAUUCGAAGCCCUCCUCCCCUACGCCAUUUGCAUCGCCUUCUUCGGUGUAUCAGGUGCAGGUCUCUCCAAACUCAGAAACAUGCAAAACGGUGGAAAGCGUGCGAGGCAUUCAGUGGAUCAGUGGGAUAGACAAAUGAUGGACCGGGAUAGGAGGCUUACGGGCUUCCUGAGAGGGCAGACAGAUCAAGUUAAGGCGCCGGCAGGCUUUGAGUUGAGCAACCCAUGGAGGGUCGAGAAGGGCAUCUCAUAA
Messenger RNA from Zasmidium cellare ATCC 36951, 279 nucleotides. RefSeq lists its product as uncharacterized. Bases 1 to 279 code for a protein of 92 amino acids. The record is from RefSeq and is a predicted model, not a curated record. NCBI's taxonomy places the organism in Eukaryota, Fungi, Ascomycota, Dothideomycetes, Mycosphaerellales, Mycosphaerellaceae. The transcript has 5 exons.